Molecule: messenger RNA, 7239 nt
Organism: Biomphalaria glabrata
Lineage: Eukaryota; Metazoa; Mollusca; Gastropoda; Planorbidae
Product: syntaxin
Exons: 10
Coding region: 183-1055 (290 amino acids)
Biological process (GO): exocytosis; synaptic vesicle fusion to presynaptic active zone membrane; intracellular protein transport
Cellular component (GO): presynaptic active zone membrane; plasma membrane; synaptic vesicle
Molecular function (GO): SNAP receptor activity; SNARE binding
Source: RefSeq, a predicted model, not a curated record
CCUUGCGCAGAAAAAGUGAAGAGCGUACUGCUACUCUCAAUAUUACAAUUCUAUUGAUUAGUGCAUACGAGUGAGAAAACAAUGAUAUAAAUCUUUCAAAAUUUGAAUGAAUGGAGAAGUUUAAGCAUAUUUGGAUAUUUUUAUUAACACAUUUUUACUGAUCAACUUUUCUGCAUGCUAUCAUGACGAAGGAUAGAUUGGCCGCGUUAAAAGCGGCCCAAAGCGAUGAUGAUGAAAAUGAUGAUGUGGCUGUCACUGUUGACAGCAGUGGCUUUAUGGAGGAGUUCUUUGAGCAGGUGGAUGAAAUUCGAGAGAUGAUAGAUAAAAUAGCAUCAAAUGUAGAUGAAGUGAAGAAAAAACACAGUGCAAUAUUAUCUGCUCCACAGACAGAUGACAAAAUGAAAGAGGAGCUUGAGGAAUUAAUGUCAGAAAUAAAAAAGAAUGCCAACAAAGUCAGAGCCAAAUUAAAAGUGAUAGAACAGAACAUAGAACAAGAAGAGCAUACAAACAAGUCUUCGGCUGAUCUUAGGAUACGCAAAACUCAGCAUGCCACACUGUCACGCAAGUUUGUAGAAGUGAUGAAUGACUACAAUGCCUGUCAAAUUGAUUACAGAGAGAGGUGUAAAGGUCGAAUCAAGAGGCAGUUGGCCAUAACUGGGAAAACCACCACCAAUGAAGAAUUAGAAGAUAUGAUUGAAUCAGGAAAUCCAGCUAUUUUUACUCAAGGAAUCAUCAUGGAAACUCAACAAGCCAAGCAAACCUUAGCAGAUAUAGAAGCUCGACACAAUGACAUCAUCAAACUGGAGAACUCUAUACGUGACCUCCAUGAUAUGUUUAUGGAUAUGGCCAUGUUGGUGGAAAGUCAGGGAGAGAUGAUUGACAGAAUUGAAUACAAUGUUGAGCAGGCAGUAGACUAUAUUGAAACAGCUAAGAUGGACACAAAGAAAGCUGUCAAGUACCAGAGUAAAGCCAGACGGAAGAAAAUAAUGAUUAUCAUCUGCGUGUGUGUCCUUAUCAUCAUCUUGGUUGGCAUACUAGCAGGAACCUUUGGUUGACCCAGGCUGCAUCCUAGGUGUCAUCUUAUCCAAUUAUUAACCAAUGCACUGCUGUAUCUAGUCGAAAACAUAAUCUCCAUCAUUAUACACUGCCCUGUGAUUGCAAAGAAAAAAAAAUUUAAUUUAAAUAAUGUGAAAAAAAAUAAAUUUUUGUUUCAAAAGAGGUGAUAUUAUUUUUGAAUAAAAAGUGUAAUGUGUUUUUGAGCUCAACUUGGGAAACAUCAGACUGGAGUAUUCAUUGUUGUUAAAGAGUGAAGAUGAUUUAGUUGCUAGUCUAGCUUUGUUACCAACUGUACGACAUUGGGCUUAAUAUUUGUGUCCAACUUUUUUUUCAAACUCAUUUUUAUUCAGACUCUACAUGUUGUGAUAUUUCUUUUCUCUCUAACAAAUCUACCAUCUCUAUAUUUCAAUAGCUUGUGUAGUUGUAGAUAUUUUUUCCAAUGGUUUCACUUCGAAUACAAUAAAACUCUUUACGCCUGACAAUGAAAGUGAUGUGCUGAAUGCAAGCAGAACUAAAGAUUUUUUUAAACUCAAUUCUUGUACAUUUUAAACUUCAGUCAACAUUUUCUUUUACUUGUAAAUUAUGAUCUUAUAUAAUUCUUUUUAUGAAAAUAUUUCAUGCUGCAAGUUUGAAAGGAAUUGAAUGAGAAAAAAAUACAACUAUAUUAUAAAAUAUAUUGCAGUAAAUAAUUCAAAUGUUUACAGCCUAAAUAAUAAGCAGGUACAUCUGUGAAGACAUGAGAUUCCUCCAUAUAUUUAAUGGUUAACAGAUGUCAUCUGUCCCUUGACUUUCAUCAUAGUAGUUCUGUGAAAGUUUGUGUAACGAAAUCCUUCCAUUUUUUCCGGUCAGCAGCUGUUCUUAGUAGGAUAUCAAGAGACAGGCCGGCCCAUUCUUUUACAUUGUCCAGCCAACUUUUUUGUAUGACCCCUUCUGCAAAGAAACAAGGCUCCUGCAUAUAUUUAAUGUUAAACAGAUGUAGGCCUACAUUGUUGUGUUAGGGUUAAUGACUGUCAGUCUUAUAGUUUUCCAACUUGAACAUAUUGGCGCUUAGUAAUAAAGCCAUGCUACUCUCUCUCUCUUCUGUCUCUUAACUCUUUCUCUCUGUAAUUAUUUACCACAUUCUGAUGGAGUCAACGUUUGUAUCGUCGGUUAGGAGAGAAAGAGUUAAGACAUCUUCUGGUGAGGUUGAAUGAAAGACUAGGUCAAUAAAUGGAGUUUUACUGUACCAUACUUAUAUCUCUCAAGAUACAGUAUCUUCUGAUUAGGUUGAAUGAAAGACUAGGUAGAUAAAUGGAGUUUUACUGUACCAUACUUCUGUAUCUCAAGAUAUCUUCUAAUUAGGUUGAAUGAAAGACUAGGUAAACAAAUGGAGUUUUACUGUACCAUACUGUUCAUCUUUUAAAUCAAUGUGUUUGAUGUUUCUUAAACUAAAGACAAAAAAAAAAAAGUUUUUGUUUUGCAAUACACAGGGAGUACCAUGAACCUGAAUUAUUGUCAUUUCAAACAUAUCACUCUUAAAUGUGUCAUGUAGAACAAGGGAAGCCUUAGAAAGCUGUCAUAUGACAAAGUCACUGUCAUUUCAUAUUGUAUAUUUAAGCUUAACUUUCUAGUUGACAUCAAGAAUCAAGUGUGUAGCUCUUUUGACAUUUUUUUCACUGUUUUUCCUUCAAAAUUUUAGAUAUAUUUUAUAAAUAUAUUUUUUUUUCUCAGUUGACUUCUAUGAAAUACUUCAGUCAUUUCAAUUUGUAAAACUAUGUCUAUGCAAUGUAACCUAGUUCUUGCCAUUGGCUGAUAGUUAAAUGUAAAUUGUAAGAAUAGUUUUUGCUAUUCCUCUAACAAUCGUAAACAAGUAGGCUAUUUCGUCUGAUAAAAUUUAAAAAAAAAUAUUAUAUAGUAAUAACUUCAUCUGCAAGGGUUUCAUUUAAAAUAAAUAAUUGUCAGAUUUGCAUUCAAUAUUUAACAAAUAAAAACAUGAAGCUAGGCAUCACUGAAAAGUUUGAUCUGAGUUUUAAAAGAUUUGGUAUACAAUAAAUGUAUUAGGCUUUGAGAAAAACAAAAGGGAGAUAAGUAGCUCAAAGCCAACCUUUUUUUUUUUAUUAUUUUUUUUAAAUUUAGAUGCAUAAUUGUGUAUUAUUUCAUUCUGGGUUUAAGUUUAUAAAUAUUUUUUUUAAUGAAACCAUCCUAAAAGGACCAAUAUUUAAAUUACAAGUUUACAAGUAAGGGAUAAUGAUAAACUUCACUUGAGAAGAAUACAUUUCAGAAGAUUAAGUACCCUGUCAGAUCACAAACUAUUUAAUUCCUAUGAAGUUUGUCUUGUGUCUAAUUUUUUUUUUAAAUGAUCAUAAUAAAUUUUGUUUAUACACAAAGCCAAGGACAUAUUUCAUUUCUAAUGUUUUAACUGAAAUGUAUUCUUCUCAAGCGAAGUUUAUCAUUAGUAAGUGAAACUUAAUGGGGUAUUCAAGCUGAUAUUUUCUGAAGUUUCUCUUUCGUGUUUUUUACAAUUAAGUUGAGCUUACGAUUUCUAAAUGUUUAUGUAUCUCUUCAGUAUUCCUUAUCAAAAAGCCCAUUAGGGAACAAGGGGUCUCUUGGCAUAACCAUUUUCCGUUGACUUUAGGAAAGAUUCAAAAAUAAGCUGCAAUGAUGAUGGCCCCUUAGUGAAAUGGUGUGGCAGACUUUGUUGGAAUGGGUCAUCCUUACCUUGGAGAAUUUAAAACAAGUUACGGUAACCCAACAAAGGCUACGUUCUCUGCCAGUGGAUUACCUUUCUGCUUUUACUAACAGACUCUUCCACUGAAGUGCCACAUUGAGGACACUAGGAGCUGGAAUUACCUGGUAUAUCAAAAUAUUUUGGAAAUGAUUUAGUUGACUAGGAUAUACUAAAUUAAAACCUGAUGAAACUCAUAGUUAUAUAUCAUGCCCUAGAGCUAGUCCUGUGUGUCAUCUUGAAUAAUCCUGCUCAUAUCAUUCAACCUCUUUUAAAUAAUGUGUUUCCGUUGUGCAAUAAAACAACUGGGAACUUGAUUUAGUAGCUGGAUCAAUGUUUGACUUUGUAGCUUUGAAUCUGAAUGUGAUUAGCCAUUCUCAAUGUUUGACAUAAUACUCACCAAGGGAGUUUGUAAUUAGUUUUCAUUGUAUAUGGGUUCCUAUCUAAACUAGAUAUUGGUUUUGAUUUUCUCCAUUGUGUUGGCUACAUGAAAGUUUGAAGCAUUGAGAAAGCCUCAGUAGAUUCCACCAAAAUCCAUACUCCUGCUUCUUAAAGCUUCAUCCUGGGUUUCUUUUUAUGCAUCUUUUAUGUGUUUGUAAAAAACUACAAUGUUAAUUAUAAGCACAAUUAAAGAAAGUCUGAUAUCAUUUCAUUUUCUGUGCUGGUGCUUCACUUAAACUUCUAUUGAAUGCCUUCAAGCUCACAGAAGCUCUUCAUUCAUUGAGUUAUUCUGACACGGAAUGUCAUUACAGUUAUCUCUCUUAGAUUCACACUGGGCUGACUUAGCGAUGUAUCAGAAUCUACACUGACCAAAAGAAUGAAUACAUGAAAACGCCAUUAAAUGCUCAAAGUUUACAGGCUAUUUACUUAGGGGUAACCAGUUUUCCACCUUUGCCCUUUUGAAGGCAAAGUGUAAAGCAAUACAUUAGAUUAACAAGAGUUGAUGGUUGAAAAUUUGAUAAUUAUUAAUAUUAGUUUAUUGUAUUGCUAAAGACCAUCUUCUAAGACAUGGGAAAUUUUGCGGUUGUAUAGCUUCAGGUUCUGAUGAGACUGACAGAUUGAAGAGGGUUUUCUUUAUUUCACUUAACUUAUAUGUGUUAUUACCUCCAAUGAAGUCCAUUAGGGUUGAAGGGGGCUGACCAUCCAUGUAGAACUUUAUAUAACUACCGAGAAGUAUUUUUCUCUGUGAACUGCUGCUCUGUCUGAAAGUUUGACAAUCUACGAGACCAUUACGUGUUUUGAACUUAUUACCAACAUAGUUUUGGAAAGGUCAGGGCCAUUGUUGUAAGUAAUCUACUGGCCUCAGAAUGGAAGAACUUUUACUUGUGCCCUAUUAAACUUUGUAGACAAAAAGAAAGCUUUUAUUCACUCUUAAAAAAAAGUUGGCAAUCUUUGCUCUGAAAACAAAAAGACUGUUCUUCUUUUCUAGACAUUAUUUCAAUGGGUUGUAGAGUACAAAAAAAUAGUCUGUAGUUCCAUACUCAUAGCACUAUUGUUUUUGUUUUUUCACUUAGCACUGAUAUGUUGCUGCUCACUGAGAUGUUUUUUUCUCUUGAUAUGAAUUACGAUUGCUUAGAUUUGUUUUGUGUUCAUGCUGCGUCCUUUUUAAUCUGAUGUUUCAUUAUAAUAUUUUUAAUGAGACUCGACUCAUUUCAGUUGAUUGUUAUUGAUUGGUUUCCUUGUUCCAAACAAUAAUUUGUAUUAUGCAAAUUUGUUAUAAAUUCUCUCGCACUUAAUUGAACCCAUCUCAUUUAUAGUUACACUAGAAAUUUUGUGGGCGCUGGUGUAUGUCCACCCUGUCAUGUGAAUCUUCUUAUUGGUACCGGUAUUGACUUACUUAGACUUAGAUACUCCCGCUCCGUUCGACACAUUUGGUGGCAAGCUGUUUCGAUGUUUGCUGUUAUUGUAGCAAUUGACUUACAAAUGCAGAUAAUUCAAUGAGCUCUUUAGAAAUAGAUCUCAAGUUUCAUAUACCCGGUAUAUAUAUAUAUUUGUAUAUGAUUUUUUUACACCAAUAACUUAAACUUACUAAAUGUAUUUAGUAGAAAUAUUCAUUAGUUUACUAAGUCUAUUUUAAAACAUAUUCUCUGGUUGUCAUUAACAUUAAAGAUGUGUGUAACAUUGGACUCUAAAACAAUGUCAAUAAAUUGACCUUUGAAUGACCUGUAGUCUUGCAUAUUAUCUAGAGAUACAUAGGUUCAAUGAGUCUUAUCAACAUUUGGAAAGUUCAGUUUCCUUAUUAUCUUUGACAUUUGUCUUCUGCUGAAAAUAUUCCAUGAUGAUUUCUCAGAGUGUAUAGAAAGAAUUUAAAAUUCUUGUGAUAAUCCUGUUCAUACUUUUAGCCAUUGAUUUUCAAAUUCAGAACAUUUUUUGUUUCUUUUUUUCAUUCCUUACAUCUGGCCAAACCCAAUUUGAAACAUAAAAUCCUAAUUAUUGUGCGCUAUAGGCUGGUCUUGAUUUCGAACUCUUGUCUAUGGCCAUCCUGCGGGAGAUUUUGGCUAGGAUGUAAUCAUUUUAAUUUCUGAGGGGACAUCCAAAACUUAAGAUAUUCAUGAUUUUCUAGUAAUUAAGCAUUCCAAACAUUGUCCUACUUUUUAGAUACUCCGGUAACGUUCAAACAGUCAAGAGUGUUUGAAAAUAAAAUAAAACAAGAAUAAAAUCUUUGUUCUUUUAGGGGAGAUAAGGUUAGAUACAUUUAGUAGUAAAUGAAGUUCUUGCACUUUGUAUGGACACACUUUAUUAGGAUAGUAUUUACUUAACCUUUUAAGUAUGGUGCUACUAUUUCAUAUACAAAAUUUUAAUAAUCAGAAUUUAAUAACCAACUUCACAUCUUAUAAUUGUACCAUUAAUACAAGAAGUUGUAGAUGACAAAUACAAAUCCUCAUUACGCAGGAAAUAUUUAGUGUAAAUUAUUGGUAUAUGUUAUUAAAUAGUAAUAGAAAAAUUUAUCAUCAUGUUUUAUAUUUAUAACUUGUAUAUAAUUAUCUUUACUUAUAUAUAUAUAGAGAGAGAUGUAAACUAAUAGUAUUCCAUGUGAUAUAAUUUGAUUUGCCAGUACGUAUUCUCAUUAAUGAUCAAUGUCACAGCAAUCAUCGCAUUUUGACAAAUAUGUUUUGUUUAUUUUCUUCUUUAACGCGCUGAGUCUGUAGAAGCACAAAGUUUGUUCCAAUAGUCUGUACAUAUCAGUCACUGUAUUCCAUAGAUGUUGACCUUUUUUUUUUAUUUGUCUCUUUGGGUCUGUCGACAUUCCCUGGCUAGGUGUAUAGACCAAUUUUAAAUAUAUUAAUAUGAUUUACUAUUAUUAUAUUUACUAUUAAAAUGUUUAUGCAGUUGGAUAGUCAUUUUGCAUUUAGAUUUCUUUUUUUUUAUGGAAGUGAAUUUUUUUUUGUUCUGCGUGUGUGUGUCUCAAUAGUCAUAGAAGUACUGUGUCUGCUGUCACACCAGUUAUUACCAAACACAAUAAAUGUGUAUAUAAUCAA